Messenger RNA from Caenorhabditis briggsae, 387 nucleotides. The coding region runs from base 1 to 387 and encodes 128 amino acids. The transcript is spliced from 3 exons. Lineage: Eukaryota; Metazoa; Nematoda; Chromadorea; Rhabditida; Rhabditidae. The record is from RefSeq and is a predicted model, not a curated record.
AUGUCCACUUUCACUGACCAAGAAGCCGAGGCAUGCUUGAAACCCCAAUUCGAGAAGUACAUUGAAAUUGGAGAGUCAAAGGACUGGGAAGGUGUUGCCGCUUACUAUCAUCCUAAUUGUGUACUCGUUCAGAAAGGAAAAGAAGUACAUUAUGGAAGAGAGGCGGCCAAAAACGAGUUCAUCAAGUUUGACGAGCUCGGUGGAGAUGCAACCUCUACAUUCUCCAGCGUUGACUAUCAAGGAACUGGGGACUACAUAAUCAUUACUGCCAACUACACUACCAAAACUGAAAAAAUCGGAACUAUCAAUGGAAAAUUUGUGCAAAUUUGGAAUAAGGAAGGAGACAGACAUUUGAUCUACCACGACGAGUUUGAGAUUUUUGCAUGA